UCCCAGGCAGGCUGCAGCUGGGGCCUGGCCUGGCCCGGCCUGGGGUGCAGAGGAGCAAUAGAAAGGCUGGGUGGCUGUAGCAGACAGAAGCAGCAUGCUGUGCCUCUAACCAGCGGCUCCCGAGGGCUGCAUGGCCGGCUGCAGGCGCUUCCAGGCGAGCAGUGGCUGCAGCCCGUUCCUGGCUGAUGACCCGGCCUCGGGCGUGCACCUCGGCGUGGAGGGUGGGAUACUCUGCCAGCUACUCCGCUCUCCGGAUUACAACCUUUUCCCCAAGUCGGCAGUGUUUGAAAGUAAUUUCAUCCAGGUGACGAAGCAGGGGAACUGGGUGGAUAUCCACAACGCCCCCACACUGGUGACUCUGGGGGUGACGUCCUCGGAGCCCUGCCUGCCCCUCCCCAAUGUGCUCCUGAUCGCCAGGCUCGCAGUGCUGGGAGAAAGCCCCCCUGGGAGGGCGGACCAGCCCCAGGAGCCCUCCAUGGCGCUUAGCAGGCUCCUCCCGCUGAGGUACGUCAGACUGUCGGUGCAGGACAGCAGCCGGCGCCUGCUGCGGGUGCAGGUGGUCACGGGGAAGGUUUAUUACCUGCGGCUGCACCCGGCGCACCCUGACACCGUGUUCACGCUCUGGAGCCGGCUGGCGGACAUCCUGCAGCGGGGGCUCUCCAUCACCACCAAGGACCCCGCCAUCCACGUCCCGCACAGCCUGGUGCUCAGCGUGGGCAGCUCCUCCACCAGCUCCCCUGCACAGCUGGUGCCUGAUUCGCAGCUGCCCUCGGGAGCCAGUCGCAGCGUGGUGGCAAGGAUGGGCAAGCGAUUGUCGGGGACACUCUCCCAUCUCUCAGGAGCAGCCCUGGGGAAAACGGAGGAAGACAGCUCAGCCCAGAGAAGACUCUUCUCCUGGAAUCUUACGGCUCGGAGCAAAUCUCCUGCCAGGGAAGAGGAAUCGGGUGCCCCAAGCUGGUCAGGAGGGAAGCUGGCGGUGUGUGAGCGGUGCCGGCGGGACAGGCCGAGCGACACAGGCGAGAAAGCCAGCCUGAGGACAGCCCUGCGGUGGUUAGACACUAAGUGCCACGGCCUCUGGGAACGAGACACACCUGCUGGGCUGCUGCCCCUGUCCCGGCUCAGCAGCUUGGUAGCUGCAGGUCGGCACUAGGGACCAGCACCCUGAGAGAAAGUGCCUCCUGUGCUGGGCUCUGGGGCAGCCCUGGGGGCAGGCGUGAGCAUUGAGGGUGGGGAGGAUGUGCCGGCUGCCGGGGCCGGUAGGGCCUGACUGGGAAAUCCCAAACGUAAUAAAUGCAUUGUGGCAAUGGAAGUGCCUUCACGC
Mauremys reevesii (Reeves's turtle) is the source of this 1321-nucleotide messenger RNA. Its product is annotated as protein FAM71F2-like. The record is from RefSeq and is a predicted model, not a curated record. The coding region runs from base 131 to 1150 and encodes 339 amino acids. The transcript is spliced from 6 exons. Gene Ontology annotation, cellular component: nucleus. NCBI's taxonomy places the organism in Eukaryota, Metazoa, Chordata, Testudines, Geoemydidae.